This is a messenger RNA of Prunus armeniaca (apricot), 273 nucleotides long. The record is from the annotation of a GenBank genome assembly. NCBI's taxonomy places the organism in Eukaryota, Viridiplantae, Streptophyta, Magnoliopsida, Rosales, Rosaceae.
AUGGUGAGGCUUCUACAAUACAUGAUCUGGAAGUUUCUUCGUUGCGCUCGCUCCCAGUUAGGUCGUUUGGCUGCAAGAUUACGUGAGAUUGAUAGUGAUACUGAGUCAGAAGUUGAUGACAUUGUUGGUAGCAGCAGUGUUUCAACAGCUUUACCAGACGCCAGUGGGCAAGAUGAUGCAGCUACUGAACCUUGGGAUGAUCAUGAUUCUUCAAAAUCUGACGUUGCUGAGCUUGACACUUCAGUUUUCCUUUCUUUUGCAUGUAAUCAUUAA